GCUCUCUCGCCACCAUUAAUACCUUUGCUCUCUCGCCCUUUCCCGACUUUUGACACAGGGUUUGUUGAAUACAGUGAAACUGAAGUCAACUUUGCAGCCUGUCACCAUGGCGCUUCAGGCCACGGCUCUGGUCACUUCUAAAUGGCUCGCUCGGGCCGUGAAGGUCCAGGGAAAGAUGCGCGUCUUGGACACUUCGUGGUAUUUACCCAAACUGCGGCGAAAUGCCAAGAGCGAGUUCAAGAGGAAGCACGUCCCGGGAGCAGCUUUCUUUGACAUAGACCAGUGCUGUGAUAAAACCUCUCCUCUGGACCACAUGCUGCCGUCAGAGGAAUAUUUUGCGGAUUAUGUCGGGAAACUGGGGAUCGAGAACGACACGCACGUCGUCGUCUACGACUGCAGCGAGUUCGGGGCGUUCUCGGCGCCCCGUGUGUGGUGGAUGUUCCGGGUAUUCGGGCACAGUGGGGUCUCUUUACUCAACGGGGGGCUCAGGAACUGGGAGCUGGAGGGUCUACCUAUGAGUGACCGGUAUGUCAGACCCACGCCGACCGAAUUCAAAGCAUCUCUGAACCACUCGUGGAUAAAGACGUAUGAGGAUAUCCUGGAUAACCUGGACACCAAGAAGUUCCAGGUGGUGGAUGCCAGGCCCACAGGCAGGUUCAGAGGCCUGGAUCCUGAACCCAGAGACAACACAGAGCCAGGCCACAUCCCCGGUUCCAUCAGCAUUCCCUUCCACUCCUUCCUGUCACCUUCUGGCCACUUCCUUCCAAAGGAAAAACUCCAGGCUCUGUUCGCCCGUGCCGGUGUGGACCUCGACCGCCCUCUUUGCGUCUUGUGUGGCUCUGCAGUGACUGCGUGCCAUGUGGCGCUGGGGGCCCACGAGUGCGGACACCCGGGGGUGUCGGUGUACGACGGUGGGUGGUCGGAGUGGUACACCCGCGCCGUGCCCGAGCAUGUCCUAUCUGAAGGCAGAGGGAAACACUUGUGACAACAGGAGCCACAACAAGAUCAGAACGGGACUCGAUCACAAGAAACUCGUGUUGUUGUUUAGUAGGGUGUAAAGAAGUAGUUUGGCCAGUUGGGAUUUAUGACUUCCUCCUAUGAUGCCGCAGACAGAAGCAAGUUAGUAAAAUUUCCCAGGAUGUCCAGGGGUUCCUUUACCAAUAAUGCAUGAGUGGGGAUUUUUUAGUUAUUCAUCCAUUAUAUACUGAUAGAUGAUACAUGAUUAAAGUCAACAAUAUGUGGACACUAAACUGGACUUAAUCAGUUUUUUGCAGCUCUCCACCUGUUGGCAGCUCACAGACUCAAAGACCUAACCUUUGUAAUCUUGUCUGUUUGUUAAAAUAAAUAUGAAGAUAUUCACUGAGUCUGUAACUGUUUUAAAAAGGACAGAAAACUGAGGAAGAGUUGAGGCCACUUUGGUCGGCUCUUAGAAACAUGCAGUUUGAUCGAUGGACUUUUGACCUUUUAGUCUGAUUAGAGCCAAGGAGGGUGUUUUUCUUUUUUUCCCUUUCAAAAUAAGAUGUCCCCCAGUGAAACAACAGGUUUGUGUCUACUAAAUAAACUAAAAUAAUAUGUC
This is a messenger RNA of Archocentrus centrarchus (flier cichlid), 1576 nucleotides long. Its product is annotated as 3-mercaptopyruvate sulfurtransferase. The transcript has 2 exons. The record is from RefSeq and is a predicted model, not a curated record. The coding region runs from base 107 to 985 and encodes 292 amino acids. Gene Ontology annotation, cellular component: mitochondrion. Gene Ontology annotation, molecular function: thiosulfate-cyanide sulfurtransferase activity. NCBI's taxonomy places the organism in Eukaryota, Metazoa, Chordata, Actinopteri, Cichliformes, Cichlidae.